Molecule: messenger RNA, 306 nt
Organism: Lachancea meyersii CBS 8951
Lineage: Eukaryota; Fungi; Ascomycota; Saccharomycetes; Saccharomycetales; Saccharomycetaceae
Source: the annotation of a GenBank genome assembly
AUGUCUGCUAGCCCCGGUAACUCACUCAAGGCUCUUUCUCCGACUCCUCCUGAACGCGGGUCUUUCCCGCUCGAUCACGAUGGGGAAUGCACAAAACAAAUGCAAGAAUACCUGCAGUGCAUCAAGCUUGUGCGAGGCGAAAAUGCUCCCAAUUGCCGACUACUGGCGAAGGAAUACUUGAACUGCCGAAUGAACCACCAGCUGAUGACCCGAGACGAAUGGAAGAAUCUGGGGCUUCCCGACGAUCCCAAGCAGAGCAGCAGUAGCAGUAGCAGCAGUAGCAGCAGCAACGAGAAGCAAAACUGA